Staurois parvus is the source of this 402-nucleotide messenger RNA. NCBI's taxonomy places the organism in Eukaryota, Metazoa, Chordata, Amphibia, Anura, Ranidae. The record is from the annotation of a GenBank genome assembly.
CAGUAUGACAUGCAGAUGAGUGCCGUCGAUCUUAGAAAUCACCGCACACUUCACUCAUUUGGGCAGUCACGGGGCCAAAACCAGAGUGUGGAGCCACAGUGUGUGGCGGUGGAGGCAGCAGCAAUGGGAGGCCAUACAGCACCCUAUGACAAAAUGGAACCCACCAGCAGUGUGAGGAGACCUGAAAGUGGCACAUGGCAGAGUGUGGCGAUGGAGACAGCAGCAAUGGGAGGCCGUACAGGGACCCAUGACACACUCUGGACCUGGCAGCAGCAUGAGGAGGGGGUACAGGGGCCCAUGGCGCAGGGUGGCGGUGGAGGCAGCAGCAAUGGAAGGCCAUACAGCACCCUAUCACAAAAUGGAACCCCACCAACAGUGUAAGGAGACCUGAAAGUGGCACAU